Messenger RNA from Aplosporella prunicola CBS 121167, 580 nucleotides. RefSeq lists its product as uncharacterized. Lineage: Eukaryota; Fungi; Ascomycota; Dothideomycetes; Botryosphaeriales; Aplosporellaceae. Bases 89 to 520 code for a protein of 143 amino acids. The transcript has a single exon. The record is from RefSeq and is a predicted model, not a curated record.
CGAAGACGGAACUGCAGAAGAAGGAGAAGAAGAGGAAAGCGGAAAGAAAAAACCCGGAAUAUAGAACAGUAGGUAGCUGUUCUCGUUGAUGCUGAUGAUGAUGGUGAACAACAACCACAGCACACAGCUCACCACCCCUUUAUACCUCCGCCCUCCCUCCCACACACCUAUCCUCGCCUCAAAAAAAAAAGAGACAUCCAACCCUCCUCAAACCACCCCCAAAAGACCACAAAACCCGCACACGCCCAAGCGUCGCAGCCGCACCGCCAAGCUUCCAUGCACCACGGCGCCUCGAGCUUGGCCGCAGAGCCCCACGAAGCUUGGCGCCAGGUGCGGCGCCAGGUGCGGCGGACCUCAAACCCUAAUGCGCGGGCGAGGGUUUGGUGCUGCUGCUGCUGAGACACGGCGUGUGUCAGUGCGGAGUGUGGUUGGUGGGUGGUUAGCUGGUGCUGCUCGCGAGCGCGCGAAGGAUACAAUGCGUAUGGUAUGGUGGGCUGAGACGGCGAGGAGGCUAUUGUAGCUGCUUUGCUUGAUGCCUGCGCGCGGGCGAGCCGGCGUGGCUGGUCUGGUCUGGUUGUUG